AUGGAUCCUAUGCUCCCAUCUCCGAAUCGUGGUCGCAGUCAAGGGCAACGCUCACCAUGGAGAGGUGGACAGAGUUGGAGAGGAUCGAGCACGAAUGAACGUCAGCAAUAUCCGAGUCCAUACCAAGACGUUCGCAGUAACCCUAAUGGUUGGUCCGAUCCGCGGUACGGCGUUCAUCAUGGCAAUCAACAGUCCAACAGACGUUUCAACAGACAAUCCUUCGGUACUCCUCGUGGCCAUGCUCCAGGAUCCUACAAUAAAAGACCGUUUGGACAACAAACACAGGAGGUGGAUAUCCGUGCUUAUGUGAUUCCAGCAAUGACAGGCAAUCCCUGGAAACACCUGGAGGAACAACGGCGCACCGAAGGUAAUCGAUGUGAUUAG
Molecule: messenger RNA, 384 nt
Organism: Ostertagia ostertagi
Lineage: Eukaryota; Metazoa; Nematoda; Chromadorea; Rhabditida; Trichostrongylidae
Source: the annotation of a GenBank genome assembly